UUCAAUUAACAGAUAACAUAUGCGAAACAACUUCCUGUACAGCAACACAGAGUUCAACAAUGGAUUGUCUAGAAGCAGAUAGAGUGAUUGACGGAAAAGUCUACCAAAAUGAUCGAAAUUGUUCACAUACGGCUUUAAACAAAUCGGUUGCAUGGUUGAUGGUGGACUUUGGCAAAGAAUUUCAGAUGAAAAAUGUUGUAAUCUAAUACAGGGAUGAACGUAAAAAAAAAUCUCCUUUUAACUGGAAACCGUUCUGAUUCCGAAAAUACAGAUUAGAGAUAUCUAAUUACUCGAAUACACAAAAGUGGAUGAUUUAUUACAAAGGUUACACAUCAUACCCUGUUGUGUCUCCAAGUAUACAGACUAUUUCAUGUGAGAGAAAAGCCAGAUACAUAAGAAUAAUUACAACGUAUGAUGCUCCAGAAGAUAAGCCAAUCAUGGGCGCUGUACUUGAAACAUGUGAAAUUUAAGUUUAUGGCGUGUAACAUCUUCACUGGUUUUUGCACUUAUGGAUAUAAAAACGAAUUCUAUUCAUCAAAGUGUGAUAAGACAUGCAGCCUAAAUUGUACAAAUGGAUGCGAUAGAAUCAAUGGUUUAUGGAAUUCUGAAUGCAUUUUUGGAAAAUUUGGCGCUGAUUGUCUCAAGACCUGUGGCGCUGAGUGUAUUUCCGGUUGCAAUCAAUCCGAUGGGAGCUGUACUUGUAAAACAGGAUGGCAGGGACGUAAUUGCGAUGAAAGCAGUCAAACUCAUUACGGACAACGGUGUAAUAAACUUUGCAGUCUAAUCUGUCUGAAUGGAGUUUGUUUUUCAAACAAUGGUUCCUGUAAAGAGGGUUGCGAUAUUAACCUCUAUGAAACUAAUCGCUUGCAUGAAUCAAAUAGUUUUUCAAACACAGAGUCAGCUCUAUAUGGAGUCGCCACAGUUUUUCAGUCUGAAAUUCCUAAGAAAGGAAUGUGUUCCAUGAAACAAUCAGAAAUCAAUCUUGUUAUGAGCAUCGCAAAAUUGAGAAUAAAUCGAACAUGGGACCCCUAG
Molecule: messenger RNA, 1032 nt
Organism: Saccostrea cuccullata (small rock oyster)
Lineage: Eukaryota; Metazoa; Mollusca; Bivalvia; Ostreida; Ostreidae
Product: multiple epidermal growth factor-like domains protein 10
Exons: 6
Coding region: 412-1032 (206 amino acids)
Molecular function (GO): scavenger receptor activity
Source: RefSeq, a predicted model, not a curated record